This is a messenger RNA of Lingula anatina, 1406 nucleotides long. Its product is annotated as GTPase KRas. Lineage: Eukaryota; Metazoa; Brachiopoda; Lingulata; Lingulida; Lingulidae. Gene Ontology annotation, biological process: signal transduction. Gene Ontology annotation, cellular component: membrane. The record is from RefSeq and is a predicted model, not a curated record. Gene Ontology annotation, molecular function: GTPase activity; GTP binding.
CGUCUGAUACAGAGCAAGUCGUGUUAUGGGCGUCAAUUGCAAUCACGUUUCAUUUAAAGGAUAAAGUUUAGUUGCAGCGGCUAAAAUACACUAUUAUUGAGCUAACCCGGAUGCCUUCAUCCUGUACUCAGGCUGGGCAAGGUGGAUCACUCGAUGAUAGACGUUUGGAAGUUGAAUUUUAUAACUGGACGAUUCGAUAUCUCUUAAAAUUUGUGACUGUCGCCUAAAAUAAAAUCACUCUCAUUCAAACACCAUGACGGAAUACAAACUCGUAGUCGUUGGUGCUGGAGGUGUAGGGAAGAGUGCACUAACUAUACAGCUGAUACAGAACCACUUUGUGGAGGAAUAUGACCCUACAAUAGAGGAUUCAUAUAGAAAGCAAGUGGUGAUAGAUGGAGAGACCUGUUUGCUGGAUAUCUUAGACACAGCUGGUCAAGAGGAAUACAGUGCUAUGCGUGACCAAUACAUGAGGACAGGAGAGGGAUUUCUCUGUGUUUUUGCUGUAAAUAAUGAAAAAUCUUUUGAAGAUAUCAAUCAGUACAGGGAACAAAUUAAACGUGUUAAAGAUGCUGACGAAGUACCUAUGGUCUUGGUAGGAAACAAAGUGGACCUGCCAUCCAGGACAGUGGAUACCAAGCAGGCUGGGGGUGUGGCAGAUAGCUUUGGAAUACCUUACGUUGAAACAUCAGCCAAAACACGACAGGGAGUGGACGAUGCCUUCUACACAUUAGUGAGAGAAAUAAGGAAAUAUAAAGACAGGAAGGGACCAAAAAGCAAAAGAAGCAAGACCCAAGGCAAGGGCUGUUGUUGUGUAUUGUAGCAACUUCAGGACUUAAUAAGUGACAUUUCUAGAUAGAAAACAUUUGAACAUUCAACUACUGAAGGACUUCGAUUCCAUAUUUACAUACAAAUAAGAAAAGGCUUAUGUAUUCUAGAAGCAGGACACAGAGCAAUGGAAUUCCUUCCGAAAGAUUUGCAUGUUUGACAUGAGUGCCCUGUCUGUGCAGAUGAAGUAAUGAAUUGCUGCUUGUGAUAAAGAACAUUUCACAGGAUGUUUUGUAAAAAGUGAUAUUUCUUACUAAAGUAUAGAAUUGCUCUUGAGAGCAGCCAUGAACCCGCCCCUAACUAGUACUUUUCGCAUUCUGCAUAGCUGAAGUAAAAUGAGAUUGUGUAGGUGGAUAGCUUGGGAUUAGACUCACAGUUGCUCAAAAACUGACACAGUAGCAAUGACAUUUCACUAAAACAGCACAUCGACAAACAUGUCUCCCUUCUGGCAAAUGAGAACCCUUUGGCUACACUGCAUGAUAAUGUUUAAUUUUUGUUAAGUUUCUUUUAGUAAGGAACAAGAAAACACCAUCUUUCCAAUUCAUGCAUCAGAUACAACCACAUUUUGUCAAAAAAAAAAA